Molecule: messenger RNA, 5927 nt
Organism: Salmo salar (Atlantic salmon)
Lineage: Eukaryota; Metazoa; Chordata; Actinopteri; Salmoniformes; Salmonidae
Source: RefSeq, a predicted model, not a curated record
UCUGUAAAAUGUGUACAGUAUGUAUAAACUGAAGGUAGAAGCCGAAGUGUUAUUGUUUAUUAGUUUACUCCAAUUGGGGGAGGGGUGGUAGGUUUUGCUGGGAAUAAUAAAGGAAUAUUCAAAAACAAGUGUGCAUUUACCCCAAAAAUAUAUGGGGGGAUUGGAAAUGAUGCCGACAAUUACAUUGAUGAAAGCAGCAAUCUAUCUGCAAUAUUAAAGCUGAUCAACCCCUUAAGAGGAAAAAAUAAAUAAAUCAAUAGAUGGAUAUAUUUAUCUUGUGGAUUAGCACACAUUUUAUAAACCAAAUCGCAGUCAAUUUUAAAUUAAUCCCGGGCUGCUAAUUAUUUGUUUGAUAACAAACAACGGUGUUCAGUCAUGUUACCCAUCAAGCUAAUAACCCGGUUAGUUCACCAGUAGGUCUUGCCUAUUGAGUACCCCAGUAUGAGUCAUAAUACCCACAAAACCUAGCUGUAAAACCCUGAAGUGGUUCCAAUCAUUUUUCCACCAUUCAUUUUUUCCGUUGGGGAUUUUCGAACUAUGUCAUAAAAGGUGACGUUUUGAGAACCAUAUAAAUCUUUCUAGGACAAGGUGAUUUUUUUUUAAAUUAAUUUUUUAAUCAAUAUAUUCGUCUGUAAUUGCCCCCCCCCUAAAAAUCUAUGCUAAUUAGCCGCCAAUGUGGCUAUCAUACAGAACUACACAUCUUGUCACGAGCUUUGACGUAAUCACUCAAGUUGCAGGGUGGGGAGAAACCUCCACAUUUCUCCAUGCAAACUCGCAUCGACAAUAGCAACUAACCUAGCAAGUAGAUAUCAGCCUUUUUUUAGUUUCUUGUGUAAAUAAUUGAUAUUGUAUAUUUCUCGUGUGUAAUCUUGUUUAUGCAUUUUAAAGUUACCUAGCUAGCUACCUUAGCAUUUUUUUCUGUAUUACUAGAAUUGAAUUUACCCUGGCUUUUGUAGCCAACUAGCUAACCUUAGGUCUCUCCAUCGAGCAGAAGCAAGGAUGGUUCUGUGCUAUGUACCGGACUGUAACCUCUACUCCGAUAGGCACACGUGUUCUCACUCACUCACUCACACUGGGGGUAAGAUGUAAUUUAAACAUCACAGAUAUAAAUUCCCACUGUGUCCAUGAUAAAAUGCAAUGUGAACUGUUGUACUACUGGAUGAGACUGUGCCUUUGUGAUUACUUUAGUUAGCUGCUUUGAGCUAAACUUGUAUGUUAUAUAACCUAUUUUGGCAGCCUAGUGUGUGUGUGUGUGUACACUAUGUGGAAUAUUCUUGGAGCAGUGGCUUCCCUGAAAACGGGUACUGACAGGAGGAGCGAUAUGAGUCUGUCAGAGGUCGUCACGCUGGCUGGGGAUGGAGGCUUUGGUGGUCCACACAAUGAGAAGCAGGUGUCCCUUCCAGUAAUGUGAAGCUGACCGUGGACCUGGUGCCAGUAAGGAUGGUCUUCACGGAGGCGGUGAUGGACAGUACCCAGACGGAGCGGAGGACAGACUACCUCCAACCGGAAGCCCUUACUACCUCGCCGACCCCUCCCAGCUCUGUGUGUCGGAGCUGGGCGAGGAGGGGGCGAGUGGGGUCCGGGGGCCAGUGCUCUUCCACCCCCCGCCCAACUGUAGGAUCCGAGAGGUGCACUGCGGGAGUCAGGUGCGGCUGGUCGUCAUAGCGAUUCGCGACAUCGCCAAAGGGGAGGAGAUCACAGUGGACUACAGCCUGAUGGACUGGGGAGAGAACGCCAUGGAUGAAGAGCCUGGCCCCCACCCGCUGUCUCUCUCCGACUACCUCACCCCCUCCUGGUCCCUCUCCCCCUCCUCCUCCCCGCUAACUCACACUGAGCCCAGCGAUUCGGACCGAGAGGAGGAGGAGGAAGACGACGAUGACGACGAAGAAGAAGAGAUGGAGGAGCUGAGGGGCCGCAUGCUCCGCCGCCGAAAGAAGCGCAAAAUAGCCACCCCCGUCACCACCACCAAGAAGAAGAGUGUCGCCAACCCCAGGGCCGGACCCGGGCGCCCCUGCUCAUCCUCCUUCUCCCGGCUGGCUGCCUCCUCGACCUCGACCCCGGCCCAGACCCCGUCUCAGCCCGCCACCCCACUGGCGCCCCCCACCACCAACAUCAACAACAACAUCAACAUAAACAUCGGCAGCUCCAGCGGGGCCACUGUCAGCCGGCGGCAGCACUGCCCCUACUGCGGCCGCCACUACCGCUCUCUGGCACGCCACCUGGAGAAACACCAUGCCAACCAGCCAGAGGUCAGGGCUGCCAUGGAGCUAUCCGCACUCCACACACACCCUUCCUCCUCUACCUCCUCCUCGCACGGCCACAUCUUCGCCUCCCCCCAGCCCUCCUCUUCCUCUGCUCCCGCCCCUCCCCCUCUUUUCUCCAGGGAGAGAGAGAGGGAUGCGGUGGCCGCUCGAAGUUCCUCGGGGGCGGUCUCCUUUUCACUUUCACUCUCCCCACCCUCGGCUUCUCAGUCGGCCGCGGCCAAAAAAGCCUCCAACUUAUCGGUUCAGACGCCCAAGCCAGGCUCAGCCCCUGCAGUGGCACCGGUGAAAAGUCCUCCCACAUCCACGCCACCCAGGAGGGGCCGCAAGCCGAAGAGAGAGAAGGAGGAGCAGCAGAAAGCGGGGGAGUCCAUCAGGAGCAAAGAGGAAGAGAUGCCUCCACCUCCUACCCCCAAGCCGGAGGAAGAAGAGCAGGAUGAGGAGCUGAGUGGAGCGGGGACAGUAGAGAGUCCUGGGGACUGGAGUACACAGAUGGCUAGCUCCCACAGACACCACAUGCCCCCUCUCCUCUCUUCCCUCUCCUGCCUGGUGCUCUACCUGAGCCGGCAGCAGCACUCUUCCUUCUUGUCUCUCACUCGCUCCCCCAGUUCGGCUGAGGCCUGGCGCCUCCUCUGCCAUUCCAGCCUGGCGCUGCUCAUCCUCUACAACCGCCACCGAGAGUGUGAGGUGGCCAAGCUCACCACCCAGGACUACCACAACCGCACCACCCCCCCAAGCCCUACCCUGACCCAGGCUAACUCGGCCAACACCCCCCCCACAGGCAUGGAGGCCAUCCUCUCCCCCUUCGAGCAUCAGGUCCUCUGCCACCUCCCCCGGGCAGGUGUGCUGGGUAAGAGGGGGCGUAUCCAGCCCCUCAUCCUGCCCCCGCACUGCGAGUCCUGCCUGGAACUGCUCCUUCAGACCUCCUCCAACGUGGGCGUCGACCCCCACAGCCCCUACGUCUUCUCCCGGCCCUUCCACUCGCCCGCAACGCCUCUCCGGGGCACCGACCUACUGCGCAACCUGGCACGUGCCAGCGGCGCCAAGAACCCCAGGGCGUUGACCCAGACACGGGCGCGCCAGCAGGUGGCCAUUCUCACCCAGCUACUGCUCCUGGAGGAAGGCGAGGGGCAGGGCCAGCCGGGCGGGGCAGCCGCCAAGCGCCUGGAAGACUUCCUGCAGAGGGAGUACCACGUGACCCAGAGCUGUGCCACGAUAGGCCGAGACCCGGCGCUGAUGGGCCGUGUGGGCAGGGUGGUGAUCUAUGGGGAAAAGGAGGGGGUCCUCUUCAGAGGGAUGAGUCUGCAGCACAUCUGUCUGGAGCUGGAUGUGAUGUCAGGGAACUCUGCAGACUCCUUCUCAGACGACUCGGACGUGGAGGCAGAGAAGGUUAAGGAGAAGGUUAAAGAGAAGGUUAAGGAGAAGGUGGAGGAGGUGAAGAAGCAACCAGGUCAACCCCCCAGCAAGAAUAAAGCCCCUGCUCCCUCCUCCGUCAACCCCUCGCUCCCUGGUGCCCACAAGAGGAGGAUCAUACAGCCCAAGUCAGGGAAGCGUGGGGUGCUGAAACGGCCCUGGUCGGAGGCGGAGCGCAUCGCCGUGGAGACGCACCUGAAGAGGAACAUCAUGGAGCAGCGCGUGCCAGCCAAGGCGGACUGCGAGCGCUGCCUGCAGCUCUGUCCCCUGCUGGUCAGCAACCAGCGUGACUGGAGAGCCAUCAAGUUCUACUGCCACAACCGCAUCCAGCUACUGAAGAAGCAGGGCAGGAGGGAGAGGGCAGGACACUCUGUUAGAUAGAGAUGGGAGAGAGCGAGAGAACUGACUUCUACCAUCUGGAGUGACCCUAUUCUAGUCCUGGAGAAGUGCAGUCUGCUUGUUUUUCGACCGAAUUUACCUGACCUCUGACCUGACCUUAGAGGUCGUUCCUGGGACUAGGUGUGCAGUAUCAGUCCUAGCCGUGUAGCCCAGUAAUGCAGUGUUGUCUUCAUCAAGAGUCAAGGAGAGAAUUAACUGGGAUUAGUUGAAAUGUCUCCUCUGACCAGAGGACAUAUCCACAUAGUGUCUCAAAAGGUUCUAGGAAUCCUGUUAAAACCGUUUUUUAAGACAAAAAAAAAACUCCCAGCUCACAGUAGGUUUUAGGAUGUUAAGACACUGACCAGACAAACUCUGAGCCAGGAGUAACAUCAACUCCUAAAAAGGUUAUCUCAGCUGGUCAUCACGACAGUUUGAGGUACCGAUGGUGAUGACACUCAUCGUUGUAAAUUAUGGGAACUAACCAAUCACGAAGAGGCAUGGCCAGCUGUGAACUGUAUAGCACGUUUCAGACACCCAGAUGAAUGUGACUGUACAUCAAAUGUUGUAAUGGUAAAACACUUGAUAUAAUUUGUCUGACAUGAUCACUUUGUCUACUCCUAAUUAUUGCCUAAUAUGUUGGCGUGCAUAACCUUCUUUUUUAUUUUAUUUUACCAAUUGUGAUGUUUGUUAAAAGCGUAAGUUUUAUAAUAUUGUCGCUAACACUCUGAACUCCUGGAUAACUACUCUAAAUGUAUUUUGUACAGUACUGUAGGCAUCAAGUCUCUUACUGAUAAUGUUGCAUAAAAAGUUGUAUCAUUUUCAUCAUCCAAUCAAAGUUAACAUAGGCCCUAAAUACCUUCAGUGUCCCAAUAUUCCUUAGACAUAUUAUUUAACAAUGUUGCAGGCCUUUUUUUUUAUUAUCAGACACCUGCUGGUAACUCUUAACUGGUGAGGUCAACUCAUGAGGUCUCCUCAGUAUCUGUCAACUAGGUUAGGACUCUUAUGACUAAAGAGGUUUCAUGCCUAGCUUUUAUUUCUACCCGUAAGAGUAAGAGUAAAAUGUCUCUAUUCUCAGCGCUUACGACACAUUUUCUACCCUGAGACGCUUUGUGAAUAUGGGCCCUGGAUUACGGAACAAUGGUCCUAGAAGUUACUGGAGAAUCCCGUGUUUUAAACCAUUUAUUUCAGUCUGUUGGGAAAUGACCGGGAAAGUGAGGGAGUUCAGAGGAGUGGGUCCACCUCCACUGAAAGCUGAAGACCAAAUGUGAAUAUUAGGUUAUCUUUACAAAGAUGGAGGAAGAAACAUAUGGUUUGAACCAAUAAGAUCACCCCCCCCCUAGAAUGAGCAUCCAUGUCAUAUGGACUGGGAUGAGCUGUUUGAUAUGGAUAACUGACUGCCGUGAACUCUUAACCAUUGCUAUCACGGCCAGCUGUGUUUUUAACGGUAUCGAUCAAAGUAUUGGACCAUGAUGCACCAGUGAACUUGUUCACACACAACUCUGUACCACGGUUUCAGUUAAACUGAUAUGAAACGAGGCACGCUUACUUUAAAUUGUUUAUCAUGUCUGUUUUAAAAAAAAAAUAUUUUGUAGUCAUUUUACUCGACAAUAUAUGGUCUUGUUAGUAACAAAUGUAAAUACGUGCUAAUCAAGAAUGAAAUUUGACGUAGUAGUGGUUAUAAAGUUGGUCGUAUUGUGCUAAGGUGUACAUAUUGUAAAUACCACAUUUUGAAGUGUUUUCUGAACCACAAAUUGUAACGUGAUAUUUUGCACUAUGGUAACAGAAGUAACAGAAAAGGUUAUCUACAGUACUGCAAAACAAAAAUUUAAAAAAAUCUGAAUAGUCUAAUGAUAAAGAACAUGUGUCAGAACAAUA